This is a messenger RNA of Oreochromis niloticus (Nile tilapia), 1538 nucleotides long. Its product is annotated as sterile alpha motif domain-containing protein 3. The transcript has 4 exons. The record is from RefSeq and is a predicted model, not a curated record. NCBI's taxonomy places the organism in Eukaryota, Metazoa, Chordata, Actinopteri, Cichliformes, Cichlidae. Bases 240 to 1496 code for a protein of 418 amino acids.
UGGAGGAACUUGAAUCUAUUGUGAAAGACACUUUUGAGGUUGAUGGAAAGUUUACUUUGCACUAUAAGGAUGCUGACUUUGGAGAAGAAUAUUUUUCUCUGACAUCAACAGGUGAUAUCAAGGACAAGGACACACUCAAGGUGGUUCAGAUUAUUGAACCCCCCACAGUUACUCUGACAUUUAGUGAUGUAGACAGUUCCUUUAUAUCUGCAUCAGAGACCUUGGUCAAUGCUUCAGCAAUGUCAGAGACUUCCAGUGUGUCCUGUGGCACCAGUUGCUCAUCUGGAUCUCAGGAUACAGUAAUUCUUUCCUCACCUGAACAUCUGAGUCAGCGUUUACAGCGCUGGCCUACCAGUUUUUCUGUUCCUCGCUUUGCUUAUGACACUGAGCUUUUACUUGCUUCAGGAAAUGAAGCUUUCAAAAAGGAUGGAACUAAACUCAACUUUAUUCCAGUUCUUCCAGAUAUCCUUGAGAAAUUGGCUGAAACGAUCUUUCAGUAUGUUGCCUACCCAACAUCUGCACAGUUAGCAGAUGUAGCUGAAGCACUUGUUCGACAGCAUCCAUGCCUUAAAGAACCAGGAUCCUAUGGAUGGCAACAAAGACUAAAAUAUAAAAUGGGCAAUUACAGAAGUAAACUCAGAGGGCUUGGGUGCCCUGAGCUGGAUGUGAACUCUCUCAAAAGAAAGCAAGCACAUGAGAAGACACCUUCAAAGAAUCUUAAAAAGCCAAGAAAGGCUGAGGUGAACUAUUUGCCACCUAACCCACAAGGAGAAACAGAGGAAAGUUUGGAAAAGGAAAGAUUGCAACUUCUUGAUGAAGUGAAGAAGAGGAACAACUAUCGGAUCAUCAGUGAAAAAAUGGCCAAAACAUUCUCGAGUCGCAGACAGGAAGUUGUUAAUCUGGCACCACCUGUCAGUGACUUCAAAAGUAGAUGGCCUGCACUUUUUGAUGCAACACAGAUAAAUGACGAGUUCCAAAGGAUCACCACUGUUAACUUGGAAACAACAUUCAUGGCAAAACUGGACCAGUAUUCCGCAAGAAUAAUGUCCCUGGCCUCUUCAAAAGCAGGUGCUGCAAAAAUUAAGAUCGAGCGCAUCAGGAACAUGCUGCAAGAGAGUUCGGUGGAAAUAAAGAGAGAGGUCGCAAUCCGUUGCCUGAUGGUGUAUCUGAAAGAGAAAGAAGAGGAUCUCUUCAGAGAACAGCUGGAUGGUGAAGAACAGUUCCCAGAAGAAGUGGUAAAGAUUGUAGUCACCAGACGUGCAGCAGUGUCUCUCCCAGCCAUCGCUAAAAUUGUGAUUGAAGGAACAGCAGUCCUGGAAGACCUUGAUGUGCCCAGAGCGUGUGCCUUAAUGAUGGGGCUUAUAUACGCUCUCAAUCUGAGCUACCCAAAACAAGUAAAGAACACUCUAGAGGUAUUCCAGAAGGUAUUUCUGGAACUUGAUGGGCUUAAAGCCAGUCCACGGGUAAUGUCUCUUAAGUGCAAACUUCUGUUGUGAAACGAAUGUGAAUUGGAGUGUAGCAUUCCGAUGUGCCUCUUA